AUGGCCUUCGGGGGGCCUGAACUAUGGGUCCCUACAUCCCUGCUGAGCCAGAGGCUGAAGACCGAGGAGAAAACACUGGACCUGGAGUUUGAGGUCUUGAGUGGGUUUAAUGAGGAGGGCAGAAACGCCCUGCGGCUGUCAGCUGAGAACCCCCUCUAGGCCGGCUCUGGGGCUGGGGUGCGGUUGCAGGUGAAUGAUGGGGACCCCCUCCCUGCCUGCUCUGCUGUCACUGAUGAUGAGCAGCAAGACCCUCGCCAGAGCCUCACCCUCACCAGGAGCAAGUUUGUCUUUACUCUGCCUAAAGGGUUCUGCAAGAAUGACGGACAGCACGUCGCGUGGCUGCGCGUGGAGACGCUGAGGCUGGGCGGGGCCUCAGGAGGGGCCGCCGGGCGCGUGCUGGGGGAGGCCAUCUUCCUCUACCCGCGCCCUGACCAACCCCCAUGGACCUAUUGCAGCAGCCUGGUUCUGCUCCGGGCAGACCCAACGGCCCGCCACGGCGGGGGCCCGGGCUUCAGGGUGGCCUUCCACGUGCACGGGGCCCCACAGCUUCCUGCCUUCACCUGGCCUCUGGGUGCCAGCCAGCCAGAACCAAAGUCACUGCGCCCAGAGCCCCAGCUGCCCGGCCUGCAGCCCUUCAGUUUCAAGGGAGGCCUGGAGCGAUCGGGGGACGGAAGUCUCUCUGCACCCUCAAGCCCAUCCAGCUCCCACUACAGCCGGGAGGGCUUCAGCCCUGAGCCAGGACCCUGGCAGCCUCAGGCCCAGGUCACUGAGGGCCCAGAGGACCCCCUGAAUACCUCCCAGAAUGUGGACUCUGUCAUCAGCCACUUGGCUCCCCCUAAUAAGGAGAUCAUCACAGUCACUCUCCAUGGGGCCACCAACCUACCCACCUGCAAGGAUGGCUCUGAGCCGUGGCCCUUUGUGGUAGUGAAAACCGCAUCGGAGGAAGGCAAGAACCAGAUCUCCAAGGCAGUCACAUCUGUGCCCAGGGAGCCCACCAGAGCCCCCAUCUGGGGGGACACUGUCAAAGUGGAGAUCCAAGCUGAGGAUGCGGGGCACGAAGAUGUGAUCCUCAAGGUGGCAGACAAUAAAAAGAAAGAGAAGCUGUUGUCCUUCCAAAUCCCCAUCAAGUACUUGCGUGUCCUCCACCCCUACCACUUUGAGCUGGUGAAAGUCUUUCUUUGGGGCAUCAAUGAGCCCCUGGCCAAUAACCCCAGCCCCAUGGUGGUCGUUGCCCGGGUGGUUCCCAACUACAAGGAGUUUCAGGUCAAUCAGGAGAACCAGGACCCGGCGUCCCUGGGGCUGCCUUUCACCCAGCUCUCCUUCCCUAUCCCCUCCGUGAUGAACUUCGAUGUCCCUCAGGUCAGCCGGAACGGGUGCCCUCAGCUGUCCAAGCCUGGGGGACCCCCUGAGCUGCCUCUGUGGAAUGAAUCCUUUCUCUUCCAUGGCCGAGACGGAGCCACCACCUUCUCAGGGGACACAGCCCUGGUGCUGGAGUAUUACCCCUCAUCUUCAACUGGUCCUUCCCCCACAGAACCCUGGACCCUCAAAAAGCCCCUCGGCAUCUCCGUGCUGCCACUAAAGAGCCACUUAUACCAAAAGAUGCUGACAGGGAAAGGCCUGAAUGGGCUGCGUGUGGAGAAGCUCCCCAUCACCAACACCAAGCUGAAAACCAUAAAUGGUGAGGCCCCCACAGUGGAUCUCUCCUUCCAGCUACUUUCCUCGGAGCCAGAGGAGGUGCUCUGCUUUUAA
Molecule: messenger RNA, 1749 nt
Organism: Phacochoerus africanus (Common warthog)
Lineage: Eukaryota; Metazoa; Chordata; Mammalia; Artiodactyla; Suidae
Product: coiled-coil domain-containing protein 33-like
Cellular component (GO): peroxisome
Source: RefSeq, a predicted model, not a curated record